UAGGGAGUGAAUCUUCUGGAAGGCGACUUUAAAGGCGCCGGGCCGGAGCGAAGGGCGUCUUGGUCCUGCCGUCGCCCGAGUCUGGGUGUGUGUGUGUGCGGGAAGGGGGGCGGCGCAUUGGUGGCAGGAAGCGAGCUGCGCUGAGGUCGUCGCGGAACCAGCUGGUGGUGACCCUGCAGGAUGAACCACAAGAGCAAGAAGCGGAUCCGUGAGGCCAAGAGGAGUGCGCGGCCGGAGCUGAAGGACUCGUUGGACUGGACCCGGCACAACUACUACGAGAGCUUCCCACUGAACCCGGCGGCCGUGGCGGACAAUGUGGAAAGGGCAGACGCUUUACAACUGUCGGUGGAAGAAUUUGUGGAGCGAUAUGAAAGACCGUACAAGCCCGUGGUUCUGCUGAAUGCCCAAGAGGGCUGGUCUGCGCAGGAGAAGUGGACUCUGGAGCGCCUCAAAAGGAAAUACCGGAACCAGAAGUUCAAGUGUGGCGAGGACAACGACGGGUACUCGGUGAAGAUGAAAAUGAAAUACUACAUCGAGUACAUGGAGAGCACCCGCGAUGACAGCCCCCUUUACAUCUUUGACAGCAGCUACGGGGAACACCCCAAAAGAAGGAAACUUUUGGAAGACUACAAGGUGCCGAAGUUUUUCACCGAUGACCUUUUCCAGUAUGCGGGGGAGAAGCGCAGGCCCCCUUACAGGUGGUUUGUGAUGGGGCCACCACGGUCCGGAACAGGAAUCCACAUCGACCCUCUGGGAACCAGUGCCUGGAAUGCCUUAGUUCAGGGCCACAAGCGCUGGUGCCUGUUCCCUACCAGCACGCCUAGGGAACUCAUCAAGGUGACCCGAGAAGAAGGAGGGAACCAGCAAGAUGAAGCUAUUACCUGGUUUAACAUCAUCUAUCCCCGGACGCAGCUUCCAACCUGGCCACCCGAAUUCAAACCCCUGGAAAUCUUACAGAAACCAGGAGAGACUGUUUUUGUACCAGGAGGCUGGUGGCACGUUGUCCUUAAUCUUGACACCACCAUUGCCAUCACCCAGAACUUUGCCAGCAGUACCAACUUCCCUGUUGUCUGGCACAAGACGGUAAGAGGGAGACCAAAGUUGUCAAGGAAAUGGUAUAGGAUCUUGAAGCAGGAGCACCCGGAGUUGGCGGUCCUGGCUGACUCCGUUGACCUGCAGGAAUCCACGGGGAUCGCCUCCGACAGCUCCAGUGACUCCUCCAGCUCCUCCAGCUCCAGCUCGUCCGACUCGGACUCAGAGUGCGAGUCCGGCUCUGAAGGCGAAGGCACAAUGCACCGCAGGAAGAAGAGGCGGACGUGCGGCAUGGUGGGGAACGGGGACACCACCUCGCAGGAUGACUGCGUGAGCAAAGAGCGCAGCUCCUCCAGGUGACCGCGCGUGGCUGUCGUCUGUGUGCGAGGACGCGCCUGCAGCCUGCGGCAGGGCCCUGGGGCAGCCCGUGGGUCCCGCAGACCCGGGAGGGCCCCGAAAGCCCGAGAAUGAGGACCUCGGGCCGGGAGCCGCUCACUCUGUUUGCGGCAGUAGCUCUCUUCUCCGCUACCGACACAAGUGCACGGGGCUUGUUUUAUGCAUAAGGGUGAGGAUCCGUGUGAGUGGUGCCAAGGGAAACCUUGACGUUAUUUAAUAAAAGUUAAAUUCAUCUUA
Molecule: messenger RNA, 1665 nt
Organism: Bubalus bubalis (water buffalo)
Lineage: Eukaryota; Metazoa; Chordata; Mammalia; Artiodactyla; Bovidae
Gene: JMJD6
Product: jumonji domain containing 6, arginine demethylase and lysine hydroxylase
Exons: 6
Coding region: 181-1392 (403 amino acids)
Biological process (GO): phagocytosis
Cellular component (GO): cytoplasm; nucleus
Molecular function (GO): P-TEFb complex binding; histone H4R3 demethylase activity
Source: RefSeq, a predicted model, not a curated record